This is a messenger RNA of Priceomyces carsonii, 1284 nucleotides long. RefSeq names its product translation elongation factor Tu (gene TUF1). The record is from RefSeq and is a predicted model, not a curated record. NCBI's taxonomy places the organism in Eukaryota, Fungi, Ascomycota, Pichiomycetes, Serinales, Debaryomycetaceae. Gene Ontology annotation, biological process: mitochondrial translational elongation. The transcript has a single exon. Gene Ontology annotation, cellular component: mitochondrion. The coding region runs from base 1 to 1284 and encodes 427 amino acids. Gene Ontology annotation, molecular function: GTPase activity; translation elongation factor activity; GTP binding.
AUGAUGCUUAGAACCAUUCCUAAUGCUUUCCGUUCGGUUGGCCGCAUGAUUCCUCGUGCGCGCCCAACUCUUGUCCGUGGAUAUGCUGCUUUUGACCGUUCAAAACCUCAUGUCAACAUCGGAACCAUUGGUCACGUUGAUCAUGGUAAGACCACUUUGACAGCUGCUAUCACCAAGGUUUUGUCAGAAAAAGGUGGCGCAAACUUCUUGGAUUACGGGUCUAUUGAUAGAGCACCAGAAGAAAGAGCAAGAGGUAUUACCAUCUCUACUGCCCAUGUUGAGUACGAGACUGAUAAUAGGCAUUAUGCCCAUGUCGACUGUCCUGGUCACGCUGAUUAUAUCAAAAAUAUGAUUACAGGUGCAGCUCAAAUGGACGGUGCAAUUAUUGUUGUGGCAGCCACUGAUGGUCAAAUGCCUCAAACCAGAGAACAUUUGUUAUUGGCAAGACAAGUUGGUGUUCAGCAUUUAGUCGUCUUUGUUAAUAAAGUGGACACUAUUGAUGACCCUGAAAUGUUGGAGCUUGUUGAGAUGGAAAUGAGAGAGUUGUUAUCACAGUACGGAUUUGAUGGUGAUAACACACCAGUUGUCAUGGGAUCUGCCUUGUGUGCAUUGGAAGGUAAGCAACCAGAAAUUGGUGUUGAAGCUAUAACCAAAUUGUUAGAAGCCGUUGACGAAAGUAUUCCAACUCCUACUCGUGAUUUGGAGCAGCCAUUUUUAAUGCCUGUUGAGGAUGUAUUUUCUAUCUCUGGAAGAGGUACCGUUGUCACAGGUAGAGUCGAAAGAGGUGCAUUGAAGAAAGGAGAAGAAAUCGAGAUUGUUGGCGACUUCGACAAGCAAUUCAAGACAACUGUUACUGGUAUCGAAAUGUUCAAAAAGGAAUUGGAUGCAGCAAUGGCUGGUGAUAACGCAGGUGUUUUGUUACGUGGUGUUAAGAGAGACGACGUAUCUCGUGGUAUGGUUUUAGCCAAACCUGGUACAGUUACCUCCCAUAAAAAAAUCUUGGCUUCUUUAUAUAUUUUAUCCAAGGAAGAAGGUGGCCGUCAUUCACCAUUCGGUGAGAACUACAAGCCUCAAUUGUUUAUAAGAACUACCGAUGUCACUGGUACUUUGAGGUUCCCACCUGGUGAAGGUGUCGACCAUUCGCAAAUGGUCAUGCCAGGUGACAAUGUGGAAAUGGAAAUUGAAUUAGUUAGAAAGACUCCUCUUGAGGUCAACCAACGUUUUAACAUCAGAGAAGGUGGUAAAACCGUUGGUACAGGUUUAGUAACCAGAAUCAUUGAGUAA